Messenger RNA from Tarenaya hassleriana, 1626 nucleotides. Its product is annotated as F-box/kelch-repeat protein At1g30090. Bases 288 to 1505 code for a protein of 405 amino acids. The transcript is spliced from 2 exons. NCBI's taxonomy places the organism in Eukaryota, Viridiplantae, Streptophyta, Magnoliopsida, Brassicales, Cleomaceae. Gene Ontology annotation, molecular function: protein binding. The record is from RefSeq and is a predicted model, not a curated record.
AAAAAAAAAAAAAAAAAAAAAAAAGAGGGCAGAGCCAAACGAUCGGCGACGAAGCAGACGGUGAUUAUAUUGAAGAGAAACUGUUAUCUGGGUUUUGAAUUUCAGCCGAAAGGGUACCGAUCGACGGACAGAAGUUGAAAACUUUCCAAUCUUUUGAUGAAGAUCGAGUUUGGGUAUCAUCAAUCUGUGUAUGCAGCGACCGAUCAUCGGCAUCUUUAAGAGAACGAAACUAGGGUUUAAUCCGUGAUCUUGCCGUCGGAUUUGCGGGUUUUUCCGUGUGAAAAAGGAUGCAGAGAGUUAGGGUUUCUUCACAGAGAGGAGCUGUCCACAAGCUUGGUGAUUCUCAGAUGACAUUAUCUCCUAAAUUUAGGUUAGCCAUGGCGUCUCCAUCGACUUUGCUGGACACUUCACUGGAAUUAGAACUCUCCCUGAAAGGCGAACCCCUAAUCCCGGGCCUCCCCGACGAUAUCGCCCUGAAUUGCCUCCUUCGGGUCCCCGUCUCGAGCCAUUUAUCGUGUCGAGCUGUGUGCAGGAGAUGGCAUUUCUUGUUCUGGACGAAAGAAUCGUUCUUCACCCGGCGGAAGGAGCUCGGGUUUAACGAUCCAUGGCUGUUCGUCUUCGCUUUUCAACGGUGCACGGGCAAGAUCCAUUGGAAGGUUCUAGAUUUACGACAUCUUACUUGGCAUGAGAUCCCUCCGAUGCCCUGUAAGGACAAGGUCUGUCCUCACGGAUCGAGAUCGGUCUCGAUGCCGCGGGAAGGUACUCUCUUUGUCUGCGGCGGAGUGGUAUCCGACAUGGAUUGCCCUCUCGAUUUGGUGGUUAAGUAUGAAAUGGACAGAAACCGGUGGACUGUCUUGGACAGUAUGCUGACUCCGAGAUCAUUUUUUGCGAGCGGGGUGAUCGACGGGAUGAUAUACGUAGCGGGCGGGAACUCGGCUGAUCUAUUCGAGCUCGAUUCAGCCGAGGUUAUGGACCCUUCGGACGGGAAUUGGCACCCGAUUUCUCAGAUGGGCACGAACAUGGCCUCAUACGAUGCGGCUGUCCUGAACGGGAAGCUUCUCGUGACGGAAGGGUGGCUAUGGCCGUUCUUCGUCUCGCCUCGAGGUCAGGUUUACGACCCGAGAUCCGACAGCUGGGAAACCAUGGCGGUCGGGCUGAGGGAGGGCUGGACAGGGUCGAGCGUCGUCGUGUACGGACGGCUGUUCGUCGUGUCUGAGCUCGAGAGGAUGAAGCUGAAGGUUUAUGACUCGGAUUCUGACUCGUGGGAAACAAUCGAGGGGCCGGCAUUGCCGGAGCAGAUCUGUAAGCCCUUCGCCGUUAACUCUAACGGUAACAGAAUCUUCGUGGUUGGUCGGAAUCUCCACGUGGCGGUCGGGAAUAUCUCGCCGGCGGUGAAGAACGAUGAUGGCGGGAAGUUGGGUUUCAGCGUUUGGUGGGACGUUGUGGAGUCGCCGGAAAAGUUUUCCGAUCUGACGCCGUCGAGCUCUCAGAUCCUGUUUGCUUAGGAGACAAUGUCAUAUGAAUAAAAGAACAUACAAUGGUUGUAACUGUGUAUUCAUAUGUAUGAAUUAUGUGUAAUUGUGUGUUUAAAUACUCAAUAAUCAAUGUAUUAAUAUUCGCAAAUUA